UUGUGACGUGUGCAUCUAUGAGACGUCACGGCUCUGUUUCCCUGGGUAAGAUUGUGAUCCGGCGUUCGAAAGGCUCCAGUCACCUGACACUCCCGGGCUCCGCGCCCUUUUUCUCUCUUUCUCUCCAAGGCGAUUAGGACGCGGAGCGACUAUGGGCGACGGUGCAAGGUGCAGCCAGCUGCUGGGCGAUGAUGGCCUCAUGCAAGAGCUGGCCCAAGAGAAGCAGAUGAAGUCACAGUUGUAACAAGUGGGCUGCUAUGCAAGCAAAGUACACUUACUGGAUUCCAGCCCCAGAGAAAUGCUAGAACACUCAGUGUUUGAAAUGAAAAAUACGGUAGCGCAGCUGGAAAAAAGGCUCAACAGUGUUGAGGAUGAAGACAGUGAAUGGAAAACCAGAUAUGAAACCCAAAUAGAAUUGAACAGACAGUUGGAAAGACAGAUUGGACUUCUCCAAGGAAAGAUGGAACAUGUACGUGGCAGUCCAACAGACAGAUUGGCUUCUGUUCGUUCCUUUGAUCAGAUGCACAUGGAUUCUUUAAAUCAAUUUCUCAAAAAACUGGAAGAGGAGAAGAAAAGUCUCCAGAACCAACUGAAAGAUUAUGAGCUCAGACUACAUCAAGAAGCAAAGGCAUAUCAUAAAGCGAAUGAUGAACGCCGUGCGUACUUAACAGUGAUUUCACAACUAUCAGGAUCCCUGAAACCUUUCGAGAGGCAAAAAAUGGAGGCAGCAGAUACGAAGAGGGAAAAUCAGCUUCUGAGAGGAAAAUGCAAUAUUCCAAGAAAUCAAAGAAUAUUGGACCCAAAAAAAGGACCCAUUAAAAAGACCGCAGGAGUGAAGCAACUUCCAAAACUGAAGCUCUAAUAUAUUAUUUCAUGGUUUCUAUUCUCUUAUUAUGCCUUUUCCAAGUAGGAAUUAUAGUAGAGUAGAAAAUAUUUUAAAUCAUAAUAUAUUAAAAUAAGCAUCUUCACACUAAUCAUGCUUAAGAUUAAACCGUGUAAGUGCUCAUAUACCUGUGUCUGCACCAUCUGAUUUGUAAUAUAUUUAUCAGAGUACUAUGUCUAUUUAUUGGUGAAAUCUGCAGUUUGUGAUAGGAUCUCUCCCAGGUUGGUUCUUUCCUUUCCAGACUGAGUCGAGACAUGGGUGAAUUAAAAUGUUUGAAAUGAAUUAUCCAUGGUAUGUGGGUGACAUCCUGUUUUGGGCAGGAGACAAAUUCACAUCACUUCUUAGAUCUAAGAUGUCAUGCAAGACAUCAGAACAUUUCAACACAUAUGUAGGGUUGCUGAUCUCUUUUUAAAGAACAUGAAUCACAUUAAUCAAGUGUGCUGAAUUACUAUGUAACUCUUUUUGCUUAUUAAAAGAAUACAGUAAUUUAAAAAACUAA
Messenger RNA from Anolis carolinensis (green anole), 1382 nucleotides. It is a transcript of the gene ccdc169, whose product is annotated as coiled-coil domain containing 169. NCBI's taxonomy places the organism in Eukaryota, Metazoa, Chordata, Lepidosauria, Squamata, Anolidae. The transcript has 9 exons. Bases 299 to 862 code for a protein of 187 amino acids. The record is from RefSeq and is a predicted model, not a curated record.